UCUCCUUCGUCCAGCCACCUCGUCGUUUUCUGUCAUCAGGAGAACGGAGAAGGCGCCUUCUCGUAUUUUGGCCGCAUCAGAGCUCUAGAGUAGAGCCAAGGGCGUCUCCAACGACGCGCGCAGCAUGACGGCCAGGAAAGAGGGGACACAACAGCCGACGCCGGCGGAUACGCCGCCCCAGCGAGCGGGCAGCCGUGGGCGGCCCAAGAACCACGGGGAGGAGGACGAGAAGGGCGGCGCCGAUAUGCCCUCUGGAGGCUGGCCGGACCGUGGGCGCUCCAGGGUACGGCGCCCAUCGAACCCGCUCUCGGAGGACAACCUGCGGCGGAGAGGAUACCAUUCGCUCAUGUCCUCCUUCGGCAAGGUCUUCCACGUCGAGCGCCGCUGGAAGCUCGUGCGCGAAAUGGGAUCGGGCGCGUAUGGUGUGGUCAUCUCAGCGGCCGACGAGAUAUCGGGCGAAACGGUGGCGAUCAAGAUGGUCACGCGUGUGUUUGAGAAGACCCAGCUGGCCAAGCGCGCUCUACGGGAGAUCACUCUUCUACGACACUUCGCUGGACACGAGAACAUUACGGGAUUAAUCGACGUCGACGCCAUAACCCCCGACUUCAAUGAGCUCUACAUCUUCAUGGAGCCCAUGGAAGCUGAUCUGCACCAGAUCAUCAAAUCAGGGCAGACGCUCACCAAUGAGCAUGUCCAGUACUUCCUAUACCAGGUUCUCCGCGGCAUGAAGUACAUCCACUCCGCGUCUGUUAUCCACAGGGACCUCAAGCCAGGCAAUCUGCUCGUCAACGCAGAUUGCGAGCUCAAGAUUUGUGACUUUGGCUUGAGUCGGGGAUAUGAUGCGAACCCAGACGAGAACACGUCACAUCAUCUCACGGAAUAUGUGGCCACUCGGUGGUACCGAGCCCCCGAAAUCAUGUUGGCAUUCCGUCGAUAUAAUACAGCAAUCGACGUCUGGUCAAUAGGCUGCAUAUUUGCCGAACUGCUUCUCGGAAAACCUUUGUUCAAGGGAAAAGAUUACUUUGACCAGCUCAACAAAAUUCUGGACGUCCUGGGUAGCCCCGAUGAGUUUGUCAUCUCACGAAUAGGCAGCGAAAAGGCCCAAGCAUACGUCCGCUCUCUGCCCUACAAGCCUAGGGUACCCUUCAACAAAGUCAUUCCCUCUGCAGACUCGCAAGCUGUGGACCUCCUGACAAAGAUGCUGGCAUUCGACCCCAGCGAUCGCAUUUCCGUCGUCGACUCGCUCGCCCACCCUUACCUCUCCGCCUACCACGACGUCACUGACGAACCAGACUGCCCUCGGGUCUUCGACCGCUGGCGAGAGGUGGAGGAACUCGAGACGAUCGAUGACUUCCGGGAAGCGCUCUGGAACGAGAUCGAGGACUACCGGCGCGAGGUGCGCGGGAUGCCGCGGCACGACCCGCUAUCUGGCGUGCCACUACGACGCUCCACCUCGCGCACAGAGUCGAGCUCGCGCAGCGUGUACGAGGACGCGGAGGAGAUCCUGGUGCCGGAGGUCGUGAAGGAGGAGGUGGCCGUCGAUGAGACGACCGCGCCGCCCUCACCACAGCCGGCGGUGCGGACUGUGUCGGAGGACACGGAGUCCCAGCAGACGGUCACCACUGAGAUCGUCGAGGAGCCCUCGCCACUGCCCGCCCCGCCACAAACAGCCCCGCAGAUGUCGGAAGCCGCGCGCAUCGCGGCGAUGGACGCUGCGACCCUCGCGCCGGGCGUCGUCGCGCGCCGCCGGACGCGCUCGGCGACGACAGAUCCUGUCGUCACCUACGCGCGGCGGUCGAGCAUCUUACAACCACGGCAGUCCUCCAUGUACGGGACGCAGUUCCCUGCCGCGAUCGAGGGCCUGCCGUCCACUUCAGAGCCCGCCGGUAUCGCCUUCCCCAGCCAGGGCUACGUCGUGCCCGCGCGGUCGCGGACGGGGUCGACCGUGGGCGGCGAGCCGUACACGCGCAAGUUGCUGCGCACGCUCAGUACGGUCAGCAUCCACGAGCGGCUGCCGGCCGUGGCACUCGCCCGCGCGCAGGCGAUACAGGAGGGCAAGGAGGCGGCUGAGAGCAAAAGUGCCGGCAAGGACAGCGGCGAAGACAAGGAAGGGAAGGUCGAGAGCGAGGACGUGGCGGACCCGAAGGCGCGGCUGGGGAGGUACAUUGUGGAGAAGUCGGCGACAGGCGCGGACGCUCCGCCCAGCGAGAUGCCGCGCGAGUUCGAUGAGGUGGAGAAGCAGGAGUUCGAGUAAUGGUGGGGGCUAGCGGGGGAGAGGUGUUGAGCAAGGUCGGUGAUGGGCAGUCUAACGUGAAGGUCAGAGGAAGAAGCAUAACAUUUUUUUGGAUGCGAGACGGAUGGUUACGAGACACAUGCUCUAGACUAACUUAGUUAAGGACCUCUACUACAUGCUAGAUACAGCCCAGGUCAGCUACGAAAUGGGUGACCGGUCAGCUUUACUGUCGAUGUGUCGACGUUGAGCAACGAAACGGGUCUGAGGUUGUGGGUGCGCCGACGGAGCGACACGUGAGGAAGCCGGCCAUAGCCGACAAGUAUCAUUCGAGUGUUGAACCUGCA
Schizophyllum commune H4-8 is the source of this 2577-nucleotide messenger RNA. RefSeq names its product kinase-like protein. Gene Ontology annotation, biological process: intracellular signal transduction; protein phosphorylation. Gene Ontology annotation, cellular component: cytoplasm; nucleus. The record is from RefSeq and is a predicted model, not a curated record. The coding region runs from base 125 to 2254 and encodes 709 amino acids. Gene Ontology annotation, molecular function: ATP binding; MAP kinase activity. Lineage: Eukaryota; Fungi; Basidiomycota; Agaricomycetes; Agaricales; Schizophyllaceae. The transcript is spliced from 15 exons.